AUGUUGGGACGCGCCCUGGCCGGCCCCCUUUCCACGCGGAGCGCCGCCAUCAGCGCCGCCCGGCGUGCCCCGCAUCUUGCCAUCCGGCAGUUGUUUUCCCCUUCGGGUCCGGCCGAGACGUUGACUGCUCGCACUCCGGGCCCUGGUCCGGUGGGUGGUUCGAUUGGCGGAGCCCCACUUUCGGCGCUGUACCUCCACCAGGGCCCCGGUGCCUCUUGGCAGCGUGCCAUGUUUUCCACCACCGCCUGUGCCGGCGCCGCCACGGCCGCGGUCCCGCCGCCUGCCGGGUCCCUACGCGAGCCGUCGUACUUCGACGGCUUGGCAUCCUUCCGCCUGCCGGUGGACUUUCUCCGGACAUAUGCCGGCCGGCCGGUGCCCUUUGGCUUCAAUGGGCUCGGGCAUGUGGUUUUCCAUCGGACCUACUCCCGGGUGAAGACGCCCGACUCGCUGGCGGUCUGCCUGUACGGCGAGGUCGAGGGCGGGGACAAUCCCGACGCCGGUGUCGGUCAGUAUGAGCAAUGGUGGGAGACCGUUGCUCGCGUGGUGACCGGCACCUUCCGCAUGCAGGAGCGCUGGUGCCGUGCGCAUCACAUUGGCUGGGAUGAGUCCCAGGCCCUGGCCGAGGCCACGGAAAUGUAUGACGCCAUGUUCCACAUGCGCUUUCUCCCGCCCGGUCGUGGGCUCUGGGCCAUGGGGUCCGAGCUGACAGAGAACCCGGCCCGGCGCGCCGAUGCCCAAGCGGCUCUCUUCAAUUGUGGGUUCCCGGCCUGGCGGCGUGGGCCCCGGUCCAUGGGCGACUUGCUGGCCGAUGCCGGAUCCGAAACCCGGCCCUCGCGCCCAUUCUCCUUCCUGAUGGACGGGGCCAUGCUCGGCGUGGGCAUCGGGUUUGACACGGCCGCCGCGUAUCCCGCCCCGCCGGCCGGCACUCCUGACACCCCGGCCACCGAAGCUCACCGGGCGACCGACCGGCUGACUUUCCUCUUCCGGGUGCCGGACUCGCGCCUGGGCUGGGUCGAGUCGGUGGCCCUGCUGGUGGACUCGUACCUGAUCCCGGGAUCGCCGGCGGUGCGCUUCGACUAUGGGGACAUCCGCCCGGCCGGGGCGCCGGUGCGGGGCUUCGGGGGGAAGGCCCUCGGGCCGGAUCCGCUGCGGCGCCUGCACGCCGAGCUUCGGGGCAUUUUGUCGGCCGCGGCGGCCGGCACCGAGUGGCGUGGGAUUCCCCUGGAGCCGGGGGCUUCGCACCCGGUCGACGAUCGCCAUGCCUCCACUCGGCCGGCGGUCGGCCGGAUGACCUCCACCACCGUGGUGGACAUCAUGAAUAUCAUUGGCAAGUGCAUUGUCUCCGGGGGCGUCCGAGCGACGGCCGAGUUGGCCCUCGGAUCGCCGCAUGACCCGGCCUAUGCGGCUCUCAAGCAGUAUGCCCCCUCGGCCGAGGGGGAAGGCCCCGAUGGAAGCCCCGGCCCGGGGGAGGCCCCCCUCACUGACAACUCGCACCGCAUGGCCUUCGGCUGGACAUCCAACAACUCGGUGGUGGCGCCGGUCGGGCUGGCGGCCAUCGACGGCCCGCGGGUCAUUCGGCAUUUGGCGGAAAACGGCGAGCCCGGGCUCUUCUUCCUGGACACCGCCCGUGAGUUUGGUCGCCUGGUGGACCCGGCGGAUUGGGCUGACAUCCGGGCGGCCGGGGCCAAUCCCUGUCUCGAGCAGACCCUCGAGUCCUUUGAGCUGUGUUGCCUGGUGGAGACAUUCCCCUUCCGGCACCUGGGCGGCCAGAGCAUCGGGUCGGCCGCUGGCGGCGGCGCCGGGGAUGCCCCCCGGCGUCUGUUCGUCGAACGCACUCUGCGUAGUGCGAUGCUCUAUGCCAAGACCGUGACCCUGGCCAACACGCACUGGCCGGCCACCAACCGGGCCAUGCUUCGCAACCGGCGUGUGGGCUGCUCCAUGAGCGGCAUCGCGCAGCUUGUCGAGUCCCAGGGUCUUGAGGCUCUGCGCGUCUGGUGUGACGAGGGUUAUGCGGCGGUCAAGAAAUAUGAUGAGCUCUUUUCCGAGCGUUUCGCCAUCCGCAAGUCCAUCAAGCUGACGUCCAUCAAGCCCAGCGGCACGGUUUCUCUGCUGGCUGGUGCCACUCCCGGUCUUCACUACCCCGAGUCGCGGUACUGCAUCCGGCGGGUGCGCAUCCCGUCUGGACCGCCACUGGACACGCCCAACCGCGAUCCCGCCGCGCCGCCUCCUUCGGACUUGGUGCUGGCACUGAUGCGGGCCGGCUACCCGGUGGAGCCGGCCGUCGAGGCUCCGGGAUCCACCUGCGUCGUGGAGUUCCCGGUUGACAUGGGGUCGGUUGGCAUGCCGGCCAAUGUGCCGGGGAACCAGCCGCAGGAGCAGCAGCCGCCGCCGCCGCCGCCGCAGCACGAGCAGCCGAGCACCAUCAUGCGGUCGCUGGACGACGUGACGAUGUGGGAGCAGUUGGCCUUGGCGGCCUUCCUUCAGCGGCACUGGGCCGACAAUCAGGUUAGCUGUACGGUGACCGUGGCCCCCAGUGAGCGGGCGCAAAUCCCCUUUGCCCUGAACUACUACCAGUACCAGCUGAAGGGCAUUAGCUUCCUGCCGCGCAUCGACGCCGGGGCCUACCCGCAGAUGCCGUACGAGCGCAUCUCGCCCGAGGAGUAUCAAAGCCGGGUGGCCCGGAUCCGGCCGAUCGACAUCCCGCGCGGGGUGCCAGGCCUGGCCGGUGUCGGGGGGGUUUCCCCCUCGGAGCGUCUGGUGGCCACGACCCUCGGGGGGGAGGAUGCCCCGGCCGUGCCGCUAGCCGCACAGCAUGCUGCCAACAAUCCGCCCGCCGCCGGCGCCGCCACUCCCAGGCCGAGAGAUGCCACCGGCGGCGAUGACCAUGCCUUCCUCGAGCAAAUGCCGGACCUCUUUUGCGAAACGGACACCUGUGCCAUCCCGCGGUAA
Messenger RNA from Fonticula alba, 2949 nucleotides. RefSeq lists its product as hypothetical. Bases 1 to 2949 code for a protein of 982 amino acids. Gene Ontology annotation, molecular function: ribonucleoside-diphosphate reductase activity, thioredoxin disulfide as acceptor. The record is from RefSeq and is a predicted model, not a curated record. NCBI's taxonomy places the organism in Eukaryota, Rotosphaerida, Fonticulaceae. The transcript has 8 exons.